UUCAUUCCAUUCCAUGAAUGCUUUGAUCUCGUCUUUCCAGAUCUGGUAGUUCUCGCCGUUGGCAGAAAGGACCUCUACAUGGUUCAAUUUGGAGGCGGCAACAGUGGGGUUACUGGUGGAUGUCAUGGUUAGGUUUUAGGGUAAGCGUCUUGUUGUUUUAGGAUGUAUAGAUUUUUGCUAGCGGGAUUUUUGUGUAGUGGCGUAGGCGGUCUGGCUCUAGCUCGUAGGUGGAAUGGGUAUUUGCGUAGGUGGUCUUUCUCUAGAGUGGGGUGGUCGUCUAUGGUGCUGAUAACGUGUUGUGGAACUCGUUACUUUAUUCCCCUUCACGACGGUGAAGACGGCGAAGAAUUGGGGUUGUUACCUGGCCGUUGGAUCAUGUCCAGACUCUCCGAGCGAGAGUGCGACAUGGCCUCCUUCCCAAACCUUUGUCAACGGGAUCGUCCUGGCUGACCUUGCUCGACAAGUUCCGGCAUUGAGGUUUAAACAUUACGUGACCAACAUCUCCUGUACAUGUAGCAAGCCGAACACCCGAAAUCUUCGCAUGUGUGCGUGCUGCA
This is a messenger RNA of Fimicolochytrium jonesii, 557 nucleotides long. RefSeq lists its product as uncharacterized. The transcript has a single exon. The record is from RefSeq and is a predicted model, not a curated record. The coding region runs from base 163 to 450 and encodes 95 amino acids. NCBI's taxonomy places the organism in Eukaryota, Fungi, Chytridiomycota, Chytridiomycetes, Spizellomycetales, Powellomycetaceae.